AUGUCAAACAUGGAAAGUUACAUUAACAGGUUGAUGGAUGAAUAUUCAAUAUUAUUGAAUGACACUUUGAAGCAGAAGUUAGUUUUUAACAUUGAUGGAUACAAGAUGAAUAUAAAAGAAAAUGGAACUAUUCAAACUAAAUUAUAUUAG
This is a messenger RNA of Arxiozyma heterogenica, 150 nucleotides long. RefSeq lists its product as uncharacterized. Bases 1 to 150 code for a protein of 49 amino acids. The transcript has a single exon. NCBI's taxonomy places the organism in Eukaryota, Fungi, Ascomycota, Saccharomycetes, Saccharomycetales, Saccharomycetaceae. The record is from RefSeq and is a predicted model, not a curated record.